GAUCUUUCAAAGACCUAUAGAAUAGAUUAUAUAUAUCAUAUAUUCUCUAGUCUCCAGCUGUAGCUACAUCAGGCUCUUCUCAGUAUGCAAUACAGAACAGUGAUGAUGUACACUGAAAUAGGCUGCUUCAUAGUGUGUGUUUGUGGAUGGAUCUUGGUUUGUUCCACCAUGCCAACGGAGUACUGGACUUACUCUGAAGUACAGAGUUUAGUUCUCACGUCUUCUCACUAUUUCUCAAACCUCUGGAAAGACUGUCUGACUGACUCCACUGGUGUUUCUGACUGCAAAGACUUUCCCUCUUUGCUGGCUUUGCAGGCCUACAUUCAUUUGUGCCGAUCUUUGAUCAUCAUUUCCAUCAUUCUGGGAUUCUUCGGAGCUGUUCUGGCUUUGGUCGGGAUGAAGUGCACAAAACUUGGUGGAUCUGAAAUUGUGAAUGCAAGAAUCACCUUUACUGCCGGAAUCAAUUACAGUUUAUCAGGUCUCUGUGCUAUGUUUGCUUACAGCUGGUAUGGCAACAAAGUUAUAUCUGAGUUUAUGGAUCCCAAUUACAAAGCUAAAAAAUUUGAGCUUGGAAUGGCGUUGUUUAUAGGAUGGGCCGGCUCGGCGCUGCUCAUUGUUGGAGGACUCAUUUACAGCAUCUUUGCGGGGAAGGAGGGCUGCCAGUCCAGCUCAAAGACCCAUGAGAACUCUCCUCUCUCUAAACUAAAUAAAAAAACAGACACUCCACCAUCUCCCAUCCCUGACAGACCAAAUGGGAAACUGUAUUCCAGCAAACCUUCCAAAGGCUUUCACAGCAUGGAUGCAUAUGUCUGAUGUGUUCUGUUUGAAUUGAGUUUUUAUAAUCUCAGAGCUUUCACAUGUUGAUCUGGUCAAGUUCAAUAGUGGUAGUGCAAAGGAUAAUGUAAAUCUUUGUGUUACUCUAUAAUUUUUAGUUUAAGCAAUUGCACAAUUUUAAAAGGCAUUUGAUAUUGGAUUUUAUGCAUUAAUACUCCAGUAUAGAAAGUAAAUAUGCAUAUAUGAGAAUAAAUAAAAUGCCUCUAAAUAAAAGAUUGAGUUGUGGUACUGAUGGGGUGAUGAGUGGUGUAGUGAUAAAAGUGCCACUAGCACCACUGAAAUGUAUUGCAAAAAUAAACAUUUGCUG
Molecule: messenger RNA, 1141 nt
Organism: Myxocyprinus asiaticus (Chinese sucker)
Lineage: Eukaryota; Metazoa; Chordata; Actinopteri; Cypriniformes; Catostomidae
Gene: cldn10c
Product: claudin-10
Exons: 5
Coding region: 85-813 (242 amino acids)
Biological process (GO): bicellular tight junction assembly; cell adhesion
Cellular component (GO): bicellular tight junction; plasma membrane
Molecular function (GO): structural molecule activity
Source: RefSeq, a predicted model, not a curated record